AUGUCUUCAGACGAGAUAGUCUGGCAAGUCAUCAACCAGCAAUUUUGUUCGUUCAAGCUCAAGCUAAGCACGAAAGAGCAAAACUUCUGCCGGAACGAAUACAACCUGACGGGGUUCUGCAACCGACAGUCGUGCCCGCUCGCGAACUCGCGGUAUGCCACGGUACGACCAGACCCUGAGACGGGGGCGCUGUGCCUGUUCAUCAAGAGCCCUGAGCGGACGCACCUCCCGUCCAAAUGGUGGGAGAAGGUCAGGCUGCCGAACAACUACGAGAAGGCGCUGGCGCAGAUCGACGAGAAGCUGGUGUACUGGCCGAAAUUCUACAUCCACAAGUGCAAGCAGCGGCUCACGCGGCUGACGCAGGUGGCGAUCCGACAGCGGCGCAUUGCGAAAGAGGAGGAACGGCUCGGCGAGAAGCUCGUGCCUAAACUCGCGCCCAAGAUCAGAAGGAGGGAGGAGACGAGAGAGCGCAAGGCCGAGAGCGCGGCCAAGGUGGAGCGUGCCAUCGAGCGGGAGUUGAUUGAUCGUUUGAGAAGCGGUGCGUAUGGUGAUCGGCCGAUCAACGUGGAAGAGAAUAUCUGGAAGAAGGUGUUGCGUGGGUUGGAGCGGGCCGAGAAGGGAGAAGAAGCAGAGGACCUCGAGGAGGAGGAGGAUGAGCUCGAGGGCGAAGCCGAAGCCGAGGUCGAGUAUGUCUCCGAUUUCGAGGAAAGCGAAGACGAGGAGGAGCGUGAGAUGGAGGACUUCGACGACUGGCUUGGCGGAGAGAGUGCCGAUGAAGUGGACGCUUCAGACGUCUCCGGCAGUGACGAAGGAUCAUCAGAGGACAGCAAUGAAAGCAGCGAAGAAGAUGAUGACGAGGUCGAAGCAAAGGUCGCACCUGGUGGGAAGAGGAAACGCGCCGCUCCUCCACCCAAGCCUCGCAAGAAAGCAGGUCGGGUUGAGAUCGAGUAUGAGACGGAAUUGCCACCACGGGAACUCACAGUUGCUUGA
Messenger RNA from Exophiala aquamarina CBS 119918, 990 nucleotides. RefSeq lists its product as uncharacterized. The transcript has 2 exons. Gene Ontology annotation, cellular component: nucleolus; preribosome, large subunit precursor. Bases 1 to 990 code for a protein of 329 amino acids. Gene Ontology annotation, biological process: maturation of 5.8S rRNA; maturation of LSU-rRNA. The record is from RefSeq and is a predicted model, not a curated record. NCBI's taxonomy places the organism in Eukaryota, Fungi, Ascomycota, Eurotiomycetes, Chaetothyriales, Herpotrichiellaceae.